UUCUCAUUUUCCCAUCUCUCUCUUCAGUUCAAACUUCCCACAUACUCUCUCUUUCUCUUUCUCUCCGUAACCCUUCGUUUUCCUUCACCCUGAAUCGCAUCAAUUAUUUGUUGAAACGACUAGUUGAUUCUCAAAAACUGUAAAAAUCUACCCUAGAUUUGAAAAACAUGGCAGCUACUUACCUUAAAAGCAGAUUUGGAUGUUAUGAUCCUUCUUCUUCUUCUUCAGUAAGCAAUUUUGGUGAAAGAGAUGAUCAUGUAGGAGUUAUUCGGAGAUCGUCUAGCCUUAAUUUUGAGUUACAAGAAGAUCCUUCUUUCUGGAAAGAUCAUAAUGUUCAGGUUGUUAUUAGAAUACGUCCUCUUAGUAAUUUGGAAAUAUCAACCCAAGGUCUAAACAAAUGUGUUAGGCAGGAGAGUACUCAGGACAUUACUUGGACAGGGCAUCCAGAGUCUCGUUAUACAUUUGAUCUUGUUGCAGAUGAGAAUGUCACCCAGGAAAAUCUGUUCAAUGUGGCUGGAUUGCCAAUGGUGGAGAAUUGUAUGGGAGGUUACAACAGCUGCAUGUUCGCAUAUGGACAAACUGGUAGUGGUAAGACACACACCAUGAUGGGAGACAUUGAUGGAGGAACACUGAUGGGAGACAUUGUUGGAGGAACUCGACGACAUAGUGUUAAUUGUGGUAUGAUACCAAGAGUUUUUGAACACUUGUUCACAAGAAUCCAAAAGGAUAAAGAGGCUCGCAGAGAUGAAAAGCUGAGAUUUACUUGCAAGUUCUCAUAUUUGCAGAUAUACAAUGAGCAGAUUUUAGAUCUUUUAGACCCAUCCUUAGCUAAUUUACAGAUAAGAGAAAGCCCUAAGAAAGGUGUUUAUGUGGAGAAUCUGAAGGAGAUGGAAGUUACUUGUGCACGGGAUGUUAUUCAACUCCUCAUUCAGGGAAAAACCAACAGAAGGGUGGCUGCCACAAACAUGAAUGAAGCAAGUAGUCGUUCUCAUAAUGUUUUCACAUGUAUAAUUGAGAGUAAGUGGGAGGUUCAAGGUGUUGCUCACCAUCGAUUUGCACGGCUUAAUCUUGUGGAUUUGGAUGGUACAGAGAGGCAAGGGAGCUCUGGUGCUGAAGGUAAACGCCUAAAUGAAGCCACAAAUAUCAACAAGUCGCUUUCGGCCUUGGGGAACGUAAUUAUGAAACUAGUAAGCUCCAAUGGGAAGUUAGUUCAUGUCCCUUACCGUGAUUCAAAGAUCACAUUUUUGCUUCAGGACUCACUUGGUGGAAAUUCAAAAACAUCAAUAAUCGCCAAUAUAAGUCCUGCUAAUUGUAACUCAAUGGAGACUCUGGGCACAUUGAAAUUUGCACAACGUGCUAACUUUAUCAAGAACAAUGCAUCAGUGAAUGAAGUUGCAUCUAGAGAUGUGCAUACCAUGCGUAUCCAGAUUCAACAACUUGAGAAAGAGGUAAACCAAAUGGGAGGUUUGGUUAAAGGAGGAAUUGAGAACCAGGAAGUUGAUUUUCCUAGUGUCUCCUUUCCGGGAUCUCCAGGCUCCUUUAAGUGGGAAGGAUUGGAGGGAUCAUUUAGCCCACUAGCGUGUGAUAGAAAGAAGCCUCAGUUUGAAGCUGCACUGGUUGGGGCCUUCAGGAGGGAAAAAGAGAAACAAAUAGCAAUGCAGUCACUGGUUGCUGAAAAUCAGGCAGCAAUGCAAUUGGCCAAACGAAGAGAAGACGAGAUAAUGAAUCUGAAAAUGCGGCUUCGGUUUCGUGAGGCCGGAAUCCAAAGAUUGGAGGCAGUUGCAUCUGGGAAGAUGUCAGCUGAGGUGCAUCUCUUACAGGAAAAGGAGGAAUAUCUGAAAGAGAUAGAGGUUCUCCAUAACCAGGUGGAUAGGAACCUUGAAGUGACUAGAUUUGCGAUGGAAAAUCUUCGUUUGAAAGAAGAAGUUAGAAGAUUAAAGAGUUUUUCUGAGGAGGGAGAGCGCGAGACGAUGAGUGAACAAAUCAUGAUACUACAGAAUAAGAAAGGAAAUUCUAGUCUGGCCAGCUUUGAAGAUAGUUUGCUGACUUCUAGUCAAGAUCCCACAUCAUCUUGGGGUUCUUCCAUGAGUGAUGAGAAUGAAUUCCUUCGUAUUCAGGCUAUACAAAACCAGUGCGAAGUUGAAACACUGCACAAGAAACUAGAUUCCUGCCUUGAAGAAAAAGAAAAUUUGCAGAGGCAGAUUGAUGAUUUAGUAAGAGACCUAAAGAAGAACUAGUAAUAUGGAGGAAGAAGCAAGUAUAAAAGAUUCAGGAACGACUAGAAAGAUAUCCCACCUUGAGUGGCAAUCACAUGAAAUUAUCUUGUUGAAGACGCUUGUUAAAGAGAUGAUGAAGGAUGGUAAGACACCCUGGAAAAAAAAUUUGGCAAGAGGGGGGUUUCAGGCAGGUCGGAAUCCCAAACAGUUAAAAAGUAAAUGGGAGAGACUCAAAAGAGCUCAAAAGAGUAUCGGUACCAGAAUUCGAAGUUUAAAGAAGAAGCAUAAAGGGAGGGUAAAGAUAUAAAAGAAGACCUUUAGGUGGUUUGAUUAAUAAAGCCUGGUUUAGAGACCCUACUUGCUCCGAAGUAAUCAGGUCUGAAUGGAAAUGCAAUGUCUCUGGUUAUAAUGCUUUUAUUCUUGCUAAUUGUCUUCACUCUACAAAAUACAUUAUUAGAAAUUGGAAUUACCAUCAUUUUGGUAAGGGUGUUCCUUUAUAUACCCCACAGAAACACUAAUAAUACCCCCAUUUGUUAGUUAUGUUAGUUGUAAAUCUGUUUGGAUUAAAUUCCUAAAAUUAUUUGAAAUUGUUUAUAUUUA
Molecule: messenger RNA, 2816 nt
Organism: Papaver somniferum (opium poppy)
Lineage: Eukaryota; Viridiplantae; Streptophyta; Magnoliopsida; Ranunculales; Papaveraceae
Product: kinesin-like protein KIN-12E
Exons: 21
Coding region: 168-2237 (689 amino acids)
Biological process (GO): microtubule-based movement
Molecular function (GO): microtubule motor activity; ATP binding; microtubule binding
Source: RefSeq, a predicted model, not a curated record